Solea solea (common sole) is the source of this 1042-nucleotide messenger RNA. RefSeq names its product homeobox B1b (gene hoxb1b). Lineage: Eukaryota; Metazoa; Chordata; Actinopteri; Pleuronectiformes; Soleidae. The record is from RefSeq and is a predicted model, not a curated record. The coding region runs from base 173 to 1042 and encodes 289 amino acids. Gene Ontology annotation, molecular function: DNA-binding transcription factor activity, RNA polymerase II-specific; RNA polymerase II cis-regulatory region sequence-specific DNA binding. Gene Ontology annotation, biological process: regulation of transcription by RNA polymerase II. Gene Ontology annotation, cellular component: nucleus. The transcript is spliced from 2 exons.
CCUUUGCCAUUGGCGUUUAGCGGGUCACAUGGUGUGUCAGGAAGGUGAUAUGAGGGUGGAAGGCAGUUUUACAGCUUUGACAUACUACCUAGAAGGUUAGGGCAAAGGGAGCACCGAUUAAUGACUGCUCAGUCUUGAUCACUUCUGAACAAACAGAAGGCCUAGGUCCAGGAUGAACUCCUACUUAGAUUAUCCUGUGUGCAACAGGGGGGCAAAUAUAUUCAGUGCCAAGGCCGGAUAUCACAAUUUAAACCAUGGAUACAUGUCGUCCAACUCGUGCGCAACAAGUGAUAGUUACGCACCGGACGGGCGCUUAGUUGCAGCAACUUCUGCGCCCCACCAGACACCGAGCCUCCCUCUGCACCAUCAGACACACGUCAACUUGGACCUGCAGUUUUCAACACCUGGGAACUCCAUGUAUGGGUCACCGCUGGAGUACGGGCACCACCAGUACGGCCUUGCUCCCGAGCAGGACCGGAACUUCAUUCAUGCACAAGUUUCACCCCUUGGAACAAAUAUGGCCCCUUACACCGGGGACAGUUGUGGGCCUGGAGUCGCAACGGGCAGCCAGUAUCUGCAUUUUGGCACCGGAGACCAGAGGCAGCAAGAAUAUGCAGAGAGUGUUUACACAAGGCUACCGCCCAAAAAUAAGGAGAGGGAUUCAGAGCAUGUGGAGGAAGUGUCUCAAACAUUCGACUGGAUGAAAGUGAAGAGAAAUCCUCCGAAAACAGCCGUUCUGUCCGAGUACGGUGUUCCUGGCCAGCACAACGUGAUCCGCACCAACUUCACCACCAAGCAGCUGACCGAGCUGGAGAAAGAGUUCCACUUCAACAAAUACCUGACGCGGGCACGGCGGGUGGAAAUCGCCGCCAGUCUGGAGCUCAACGAGACGCAGGUGAAAAUUUGGUUUCAGAACCGCAGGAUGAAACAAAAGAAACGCGAGAAACUCGGCUGCGCGUUGGUCAACGCUCCCGCACCUGUGGAGAAACUCUCCGGCCCUGACAACUCUCCAAACGAAAAAGGCAAAGACCCUGAACCAUAA